AUGGCGGACACGGACAUGGAACAGACGAAAACGGAUGUCGCGGUGUACGCGAACGGAAAUUCGCUGCCGACCGAUAAGGAGAUUAUGGAUGGCAUGCUGCAAGUGCGAUUUCUGCACGCCAAAAAGCAAGAUCGCGAUUAUUCACACAUAUUCAGGAAAAAGUCACGCUUGCAGUUGAUACGACUCUCAAUGGUAAUCGUCGGUAUCGAGUUCCUGUACGCAGCCGAAACAGCCUUCGUCACACCGAUCCUUCUCGGCAUCGGCCUAUCCCACACCUUCAUGACCAUGAUAUGGGCUUUCUCGCCAGUGCUGGGAUUCUUCUUUGCGCCCAUGAUUGCUUCCUUCAGUGACACGAUCCGGUUGCAGUGGGGAAGACGGCGACCCGUCCUGUUAGCUUUAGGCCUCGCGAUGAUGGCGGGCAUGUGGAUAUUGCCUCACGGUAAAACGAUCGGUGUAUUCUUCGGCGAUCCGGAUGUGCCGGUUGAUCAGAUGGAGGGAUUCCGAUGGUCCAUCCCGGUGACAAUAGUAGGGCUUGUGCUGACGGACUUUGAUGCCGAGACGAGCAACGGUAUUGCACGCGCGUAUUUUAUGGACAGUUGCACACCUGAUGAUCAGGCACGAGUACUGACGACGGCUAUGUUCAUCGGUGGACUGGGAGGUACGGCCGGAUACGUGCUGGGUGCAAUAGACUGGAGCCAAACCAAUCUUGACAUCCUAGGAAGUAACGAAGCGACCGUAUUCCUUUUCGUGUUCAUCGUGCUCGGAAUCGGUUUGCUGAUCACCCUAACUAGCUAUCGUGAAAUUCCGCUGCCUUUGAUGGAAAGGGAUCCCCUCCUGCGACCGAUCAACUCGAACGCAUUCGAAGCGGAAAAGGCUCGCCAACUGGCUGUGUACAGCAUCUCCAAGGACGUGCUCGUCGAUCCCGUCAAACCGGACAAGGACGCUAACGUGUCCGUCGAUGAGGAUGAUGACGAUAAACCCUUGCGGUUGCGGGACUUUGUGAAGAACAUUGUCCGGAUGCCGAAAAGCUUGUUCAUACUGUACUCGACCCAGUUCUUCUCACAGCUCGGAUAUCUUAGCUACUGUCUGUACUUUACUGACUUUGUGGGUGCCGAAGUGUUUGGAGGUGACGUCUCGGCACCGCCCGGAACACCGGAAGCAGCACUGUACGAAGAUGGCGUACGAUACGGUUGCUGGGGGAUGGCAGUAUUUGCAGUGUGCAGUGCGUCCUAUUCAGCCAUCAUCGAGCAGUUGGUGAAGCGGUUUAGUGCUCGUCCAGUGUAUAUUGGAGGACUGUUGCUGUUCAGCUUAGGCAUGCUUUUUAUGGGACUGUUUCGCGAGAAGUUUAUGAUCUUCAUAGCCUGCCCGACGGUGGGCAUCAUGUAUGCUACGAUGUACUCUCUUCCCUACUUGCUGGUGUCACAGUAUCACUCUAAAAACUCUUUCGAAGUAAAAGAUGGUAAGUGUGUACCAAACACUACUAAACGUGGCUUCGGUGCAGACGUUUCACUGAUGAGCAGCAUGCUGUUCCUCGCACAGCUCAUCAUAUCGCUGGCCAUCGGUAGUAUCAUUGAUGCAGUUGAAUCAAACGUAGUGGUCAUCUUCUCCGCCAGCAUAUUCUCCCUUGUCGCUGCCUUGACAGCCUCCCAGAUUGUCUACAUGGGACUGUGAUAGA
Messenger RNA from Anopheles maculipalpis, 1675 nucleotides. Its product is annotated as proton-associated sugar transporter A-like. Bases 1 to 1671 code for a protein of 556 amino acids. Gene Ontology annotation, molecular function: sucrose:proton symporter activity. The transcript is spliced from 6 exons. Lineage: Eukaryota; Metazoa; Arthropoda; Insecta; Diptera; Culicidae. Gene Ontology annotation, biological process: transmembrane transport. Gene Ontology annotation, cellular component: membrane. The record is from RefSeq and is a predicted model, not a curated record.